Galleria mellonella (greater wax moth) is the source of this 1390-nucleotide messenger RNA. RefSeq lists its product as uncharacterized. Gene Ontology annotation, molecular function: DNA binding. Gene Ontology annotation, cellular component: transcription regulator complex; nucleus. The transcript has 2 exons. The record is from RefSeq and is a predicted model, not a curated record. NCBI's taxonomy places the organism in Eukaryota, Metazoa, Arthropoda, Insecta, Lepidoptera, Pyralidae. Gene Ontology annotation, biological process: regulation of transcription by RNA polymerase II. Bases 147 to 881 code for a protein of 244 amino acids.
UGUCUCAGUCGAGAUGUUCACCCUACAACACAGCGGCCAUUUUGAAGCAAAACCGCGGCGUUCCCCCGCGGCGCGUCAGUCGCCCGGCGUCUGGCCGCCCGUUUGUACAAACGUUUGUACUUCAUACACUUACCGACUUUAACAAAAUGCAGUUUGAAUACGACCCUGAACGUCUCAUAGAAGAGGUGAAGAAGCGACCCGGCAUAUGGGAUUUUGAAGAUUUGGAAUAUCGGGCAAAGAACGGAAGAUACAAACUAUGGAAUGAAGUGGUUACUGAACUUAUGCAGAAUGAUGUAAAACUUACCAAGAGCGAGAUGCGAGAACUUGAACUCCAACUGCAAAAGAAAUGGAAAAGCAUCCGAGAUUGCUUUCAAAAGUACCUGGCAAAUCCCAACAGGACGAGGAAACCUUAUAUUUAUUAUAAGCAGCUACAAUUUUUAUUGAAAAACCAAACGCAACCCCAAAAUAAUGAAGGUGAGGCUUCAAGCGAAUCCGAUGAGGUUCUGAAACCCAACAGGGCAGCGACAUCUUGGAGAUGCAAAAAGAAGUUGAAAAUAGGAAAAGAAGAAGAACAAAGCUCAGACGACGACAAUGAUAAUACUGAGAAUCAAGAAGAAUCUCAAGAUUAUUCUAAUGACGGCGUCGAUGUUAUAAUACCGUCAAAAAUACCUAAAAUGAACAAGACUGAUGAAUUCGCGUUUGCGAGCGUCGACGCUCCCUCAAAGAACGAACUUGAUGAUCCAGAUAGGAUGUUCCUUUUAUCACUGUUGCCUCAUCUGAAGACAAUACCAGAGGAACUCCGUCUUAACGCUAAAAUGGAACUAAUGCAAGUGUUGCAAAAUGCAAACUACACUGCGACAAGAAACCAUAAAUUUAUUUAAAUUAUUUCCCGGGAGAUUUUCGGGACUCAAUAGUGUGCUACUUCGAAUACAGUAGAGAGCUCAAAAGUCGUAAUUUUGAGUCUGGCCAAUACUAAACACUGAAAUGACAAGAUAUGUUGGUCAAUUUACAAUUUCCGAAUAAUUCUCCGAUGAAGGAAAACAUCGAUAAAAUUACUAAAUUAAUCCGAGUGAUAGCAGUAUGUACGCCUCUAAUACGUUGUUAAAAUUUCAAUAUCCUUGGUGAAAUAUGGGCAUGUUGAGUGUUACGUUCAUUCAUGACUCCACUACACAUUUGUAACUGAGAACAUAUAUUUUAAUUUUACUUAUAACCAAUAAUAAGGAAAUUAAAAUAUUGAGAUAAUUUGAAUUUAGUGAUGUAACAUUCCAAGUCAAUAUUCCAUAGCUUUAACUUACCAAUUUUUAUGUAUAUCAAUACAAUGUUAAGGUAUAUUACGAUAAAUAAAUAUGUAUAAACAUAUUAGUAAUUUAUAGGAUUAAUACUAUUAAGU